Daldinia caldariorum is the source of this 2907-nucleotide messenger RNA. RefSeq names its product exocyst complex subunit Sec15-like protein. The transcript is spliced from 7 exons. The record is from RefSeq and is a predicted model, not a curated record. The coding region runs from base 269 to 2605 and encodes 778 amino acids. Gene Ontology annotation, cellular component: exocyst; membrane. Gene Ontology annotation, biological process: intracellular protein transport; Golgi to plasma membrane transport; exocytosis. NCBI's taxonomy places the organism in Eukaryota, Fungi, Ascomycota, Sordariomycetes, Xylariales, Hypoxylaceae.
UGUAUCACAUGCAGGGACACCUCCAGGCAUCAUUACUGGUACAUACAUGUAUGUAGCUGUUCCGCGUCAUCUUCCCGCGAACACAUCAAAUAUACACAAUCGCUUUAUAUCCAAGAACGAAAACGAAUUGAUUGAAGUACCGAGAUUACGAUCCAACAAUGAGGGCUUGCCCUUGUCCUAUAAGCAUUCUCCGCUGCUGAACGACCUCUGAUCUAUACGGUUUCCCUGGCCGCGUUGUGAUGCGACCGGGCUUUUUCCUACCGCAAGAAUGCCGCGAAGGGUACAAAACUACGAUGACUACAGCUCCGCCGUCCAACAGAUCAUCUUAUCUACCUCAGACACCGAAUUCCUCGAUCAACUGAUACCCGUUUUGAAAGAUGCGACGGCGACCGGUCGAGCGCUUACCCUAACGCAGAAUCUAUCGCAGUAUGCCGAAGACCGGGAGACCGAGAUCGAAAGGAUAGGUUUGACAAAGCACGAGGAGUUCCUGGACUCCGUCAACCAUCUCCAAAAUGUUCGCGAGCGGACUGUUGCUUUGACGGCCGACAUCCUCGAGUUGAACCAGUCUAUUCAAGCUAGUACGGAGAAGUUAGCGCAGCAGAAACAGGCAUUGGUCAACACACGAGCUGUUAGAGAAAAUAUCUCGGAUGUAUCAGACGCUCUGAAAGAAUCUCUGAAGAUCUUACACGCCGUCAACAACGCCCAUGAGCUUAUUCGCAAAAAAGGGUACUACGCCGCGCUCAAGUCCCUCGAGGACCUCCAGAACGAAUUCCUCAUUCCGAUAAUACAGAACAACUAUGCCACCCAACACCAACUCGCCAACUUGAUACAGAAAUCCAUACCCGCAUCACAGAAAACCAUCUCCGAGGCAGUCAUGACAGAUCUCAACACUUGGCUAUUCCGAAUUAGAGAAACGUCGCAGUUCCUUGGAGAGGUGGCAUUCUAUCAUACCGAGAUGCGCCGGACACGACAACGAGAGAGAGCGGAGAAAGACGAGUUUUUGAAUAAAUUUAAGCUGAACUCUGCCAUCGAGCUGGUCUUCGAUGAGAGCGAGGAUUUUGACGUGCUAGACAACGAGGAGCUAAAGGUUGAUUUCACACCCCUUUUCGAAGCUCUGCAUAUCCACGAGGCGUUGGGACAGAGCGACAAGUUUCGGUCGGAAUACGCCGCUACAAGACGACGACAAAAAGAAUUACUUCUACCGAGCUCUGUGAGCUUAAUUACCGAUGACGAGUCGUCGCUGAGCAGUUUGUUGGAAGGUAUUGCUGGGUUUGCCAUUAUCGAAAAGGCAACGAUGAGACAGGUUCCCCAGCUGCGCACAGCUAUCGAUGUCGAGGAACUGUGGGAUUCGAUGUGUUCUACGGCAAUAUCUCUAACGAACAAGGCGUUAAGCGAUAUCAACGAUGCCCAAGUUCUUUUGAACACCAAGGGAAGAAUCGAUCUCUUCAUCCUCACAAUGGAGGGAUGGGGAUACUCCGUUUCAAGACUAGACGAGUUUUUGGUCGAUCUCUUUGAUAGAUAUGCCGAAAUGCUGAAGAAAAGAUUCAGCGAUGACUUUCAAGAGAUUGUAUCUACUGAUGAUUACAUGCCGAUGGCCAUCAACACUAGAGAAGAAUAUGAGAAAGUUGCUAAUGUCAGCUGGUUUACUCCGGAUAAACCUAUCGAGGAGCUCACGUUUCCAUGCGUUCUGCCCUUCUCUCAAAUGUAUCCGUUGUGUUGUAUUGACAUCAGGAACUUCCUUAACCAAUUCUAUUUCUUCUCGGAUGACCAUUUCCAACAUCCGAAUAAGAUCGACGAUACGCUGCGCAAGUCGCUCGACGAACUUCUCACGGAGAAAGUGUGCCAAUCUCUGGUAGAGAGGCUCAGCUCGCAGUAUCUCGGCCAGAUAGUGCAAAUCCUGAUCAACUUGGAGCAUUUCGAGAUCGCCUGCCAGGAGCUGGAGCAACUCCUAAUCCGAGCCCGGUCCUCGGGGUCUGCCGGCGGACCCUUGACCUUGGCGGCCACCGAGCAGUUUAGGGAGAACAAGAAGACGGCCGAGAAACGCAUCUUCGAGCUCGUGAACUCCAAAAUCGACGACUUGGUCGAGACUGCCGAGUACGACUGGACGGCGUAUAACAAACCCACGGAACCAAGUAACUACAUGCAGACUCUGACCAGAUACCUCUCCAACAUCAUGAACUCGACGCUGUUGGGACUACCCAGGGAGAUCAAGGAGCUUAUAUACUUCGACGCGCUCAGCCACGCGGCGAACAAGAUUCUCGCCCUCCCGCUCUCCCCCGACGUCAAGAAGAUCAACCCGAACGGCGUCGCCGCGCUGGCCAUGGACGUCGAGCAUCUGACCACCUUCGUCGACGGCCUCGAGAACGGCUUCAUGCUACGGUCCAACCUCGACGAGCUGGAGCAGACCAUCCAGCUGCUGCAGUCCGACAACACGGACGAGUUCUUCGACAUCUCGACCCGGAACAAGAAGUACGGCCGCGUGGACGCCAUCAGCGGCCCGACCUUAUUGGAGAAGCUUACCCAGCAGAUCUCGGGUCCCGGCCAGACGGCCCAGCGAUUCGCCAAUUUCUCCUCGAACCUGUCGUCGCGAUUCGGUACGAAAUAAAAGGAGUUCGGACGAAAUGUGCGUGUCAUUACCACCACCACCGCAUUAACUUGAUGUUAUUCCACAUCGCAUCGCACAUCACAUCACAUCACAUUAUGGAGGGGCGCGCGUGUAUCAGAUGAUAAGAUACCUGAGAGCGUGUAUAAAAUGAAUUUGCAUUUCGUUGCGCUAAACAACGCUGUAAAUGAACAGCAGAUAGAGAGAGAAAACCAGUGUGUCUGACCUAUAAAUCCCCUACGCCGUACUGUUGAAAAGGAAAAGAAAAGGAAGAACGUUGUGUCUGUCGCCUAGUAGUUGUAGUA